This is a messenger RNA of Ustilago hordei, 843 nucleotides long. RefSeq lists its product as uncharacterized. The record is from RefSeq and is a predicted model, not a curated record. Bases 1 to 843 code for a protein of 280 amino acids. Gene Ontology annotation, biological process: coenzyme A biosynthetic process. Lineage: Eukaryota; Fungi; Basidiomycota; Ustilaginomycetes; Ustilaginales; Ustilaginaceae. The transcript has a single exon. Gene Ontology annotation, molecular function: dephospho-CoA kinase activity; ATP binding.
AUGCUUGUCGUCGGCCUCACAGGCGGUAUAGCCUCUGGCAAGUCCACCGCCUCCUACCUCAUCUCCUCUCACCCAGCCAAAAUACCCAUCAUCGACCUCGACGUUCUCGCCCGUGAAGUAGUCGCUCCUGGCCAACCAGCCCUUUCCGCUCUCCGCUCCACCUUCGGACCUACAGUCAUCAACAGUGAUGGAACACUCAACCGCGCCGAAUUGGGCCGACUUGCAUUCGCUACACCCGAGAAAACCAAAUUGCUCAACAAGAUCACUCACGGAGCCAUCCGCAAACGCAUGGUUUGGAAGCUUCUCACGUACUGGAUCCAGGGUAAGAAGGUGGUAGUAGUGGAUACGCCACUGCUUGUGGAAGCAGGGCUGUGGAGGUUCUGCGGCGAACUAGUGCUGGUGUACUGCAGAAAGGAAGAUCAGCUAACAAGGAUGCUGAAGAGGGAUGGCGAGAGUAAAGGGUUGACGGAGGAAGAUGCUAAGCAGAGGUUGGCAGCGCAAUUGCCGUUGGAUGACAAGCUGGUUUACGCGGAUACUGUGCUCGACAACUCCACCAAUCUCAGCAAGCGGGUUGCAGGAGAGGAUGCACUGCAAGCGCCAGAAUGGACAAGAGGGCUGGACAAGGAGACUUCGCUAGCGUUGCGAGUACAGGCGGAUAGGAUGGUCAACAGGUGGGUAGAUGCAUACAGUGGACCGAUUGGUGGACUGAGAUGGCUAGUACAGUGGCUCUUGCCGCCAGUCGGGCUGUUGGCGGGCACUUGGAGGGCGUGGAAGAGAACAAACGCUGUCAAGGCCAGGUUGAGGCAGGGGACAAAGCCGAGCUUGCCAAGUAGCAAGUUGUAG